Molecule: messenger RNA, 1139 nt
Organism: Lolium rigidum
Lineage: Eukaryota; Viridiplantae; Streptophyta; Magnoliopsida; Poales; Poaceae
Product: bifunctional dihydrofolate reductase-thymidylate synthase-like
Exons: 6
Coding region: 78-1139 (353 amino acids)
Biological process (GO): dTMP biosynthetic process; tetrahydrofolate biosynthetic process
Cellular component (GO): cytosol; mitochondrion
Molecular function (GO): thymidylate synthase activity; dihydrofolate reductase activity
Source: RefSeq, a predicted model, not a curated record
GGUUUGCAAGACGUCAGUCUCUGGCCAUCAGCAGCCUAAGACGAUCUUACAGCUUAAAUCAACCUCGGCUGAUUGCGAUGGCAGCCGCUCUUGAAAAUGGUGAUUCGCAGAACAGCCUUCAGAGGAACUACCAGGUUGUUGUUGCUGCGACGCGUGACAUGGGCAUUGGGAAGGAUGGAGUCUUGCCAUGGAGGCUUCCUGGCGACCUUAAGUUCUUCAAGGAGCUUACGUUGACUACGGCUGACCCUGCAAAGAAGAACGCGGUCAUAAUGGGACGGAAAACCUGGGAGAGCAUACCCCUUGAAGCAAGGCCUUUACCUGGUCGUCUGAAUGUCAUAUUGACUCGGUCUGGUAGUUUUGAUUUUGCAACUGCCGAGAAUGUUGUUAUCUGUGGAAGCAUGAACUCUGCCUUGGAACUUCUAGCGUCCACUCCCUAUUGCUUGUCGAUUGAGAAGGUUUUCUUGAUAGGGGGUGGGCAGAUACUGAGGGAUUCGCUUAAUGGACCUGCAUGUGAGGCUAUCCAUCUAACUGACAUUCAGUCAAACAUUGAGUGCGACACCUUCAUUCCUCCAGUUGACUUCUCGGUGUUCCAGCCAUGGUGUUCAUCUUUUCCAGUGGUUGAGAGCAACAUUAGGCAUUCUUUUGUGACCUAUGUUCGUGUGAGAAAAUCAGUUUUGGAAUCUCAUGACUCGAUUGGCAAGGAAUCAACUGAGAAUGAUAUCAAGAGUAGCAAGUUUGAAAUCGAGAACUUCUCUUUUCUCCCUAAGAUGAUAUUCGAGCGCCAUGAAGAGUAUUACUACCUCAACCUUGUCGAGGAUAUUAUGAGGCGUGGUGCUCAGAAAGGUGACAGGACUGGAACAGGGACGUUGUCUAAAUUUGGUUGUCAGAUGCGCUUUAACCUAAGGAAGAGCUUCCCCUUGCUGACAACUAAGAGGGUGUUUUGGCGUGGUGUUCUUGAAGAACUACUGUGGUUCAUCAGUGGCUCGACAAAUGCAAAGGUUCUGCAGGAAAAGGGUAUUCAUAUAUGGGAUGGCAAUGCGUCAAGAGAAUAUCUUGACAGUGUCGGCUUAGCAAAUAGGGAGGAAGGUGAUUUAGGCCCUGUUUAUGGAUUUCAAUGGCGACACUUUGGUGCUGAGUAA